This is a messenger RNA of Durio zibethinus, 1860 nucleotides long. The record is from RefSeq and is a predicted model, not a curated record. NCBI's taxonomy places the organism in Eukaryota, Viridiplantae, Streptophyta, Magnoliopsida, Malvales, Malvaceae.
AAUAUACAAAUAAAAAUCGACGCCGUUUUCAUACCACUAGCUAUAGGACAAUGGGCAACGAAACCGAAGCAAACAGGAAAAAUGGUUUCCCACGUAAUUUUGACCAAACUCCAACCCCUUUUACUUAAAGCUCUACAUUUUUAACCGCGAUAUAUAGCCACUCUCUUUUUGGUCUCCCUGUUUUUCUCUCCUUUCUCUUUCCGUUUCUCUGACAGAGCUGAAGAAAAAAGAAAAGAAAAAAAGAACAGCAAACCCAAAACUGUAGACUUUUCUCUUCUUACUGAGAAAGGAAGAUAAAAAGCAAAGAAGAAAAAGGCUUCGUUUUUUCAAAAGUAUUAUUGUUUUUAUUUUAUUUUGUUUGGUUCAAUUCUCUUUCGCCAUUUCCUUUCUGCAUGUAGAUGCUCUUUGGUAGCCCUAACUCGCCACUUCGACUCACUUCAACUUCUACCUGUUCCACUUUCUCAUGGCUAAUAACCCCAACGAGGCCCCCGCCGAUGAUUUCCUCGAGCAAAUCCUAGGACUUCCUAACUUCGCGUCAACCGAUACGGGCUUAGCGGGACCCGACGGUGGAUUGGCUGGAAACGCUCCUGCGUCUGGAGCGCCGAUGAUUCUACAGCUCAGUUCUGGUGAUGGAGCCGGGAAUCUCGGCGCAAUCGGCGGCGGGGGAGGCGGUGCGUAUCACGGACCGGUUUUUCCGCUGGGGUUAAGCUUGGAGCAAGGAAAAGGAGGGUUUGUGAAGCCCGAGGAAGCUUCCGGUAGCGGCAAGCGCUUUCGCAACGAGGUCGUUGAUGGAAGAACUUCUUAUGUUUUCCAUAGCCAACCAAUGCCGGCAACUGUUGUUGCAGCACCACAUCCACCAUCAAUGCGACCAAGAGUACGGGCUAGACGAGGACAGGCCACAGAUCCACACAGCAUUGCUGAACGGUUGCGCAGGGAGAGAAUUGCUGAAAGAAUCAGGGCACUGCAGGAACUUGUUCCUAGUGUUAACAAGACUGAUAGAGCAGCCAUGCUUGAUGAAAUUGUAGACUAUGUGAAGUUCCUGAGGCUCCAAGUUAAGGUUUUGAGCAUGAGUAGGUUGGGCGGAGCUGGUGCAGUGGCACCACUUGUAACAGACAUCCCAUUGUCAUCAAUUGAGGAUGAAAAUGGUGAGGGUGGAAGAAGCCAACCAGCAUGGGAAAAAUGGUCAAACGAUGGCACAGAGCGAGAGGUAGCUAAGCUUAUGGAAGAAAAUGUUGGAGCUGCCAUGCAAUUCCUUCAAUCAAAGGCGCUUUGCAUCAUGCCAAUCUCACUGGCCACGGCAAUUUACCACACACAACCACCAGAUACCUCCUCUAUUGUUAAGCCAGAAACAAAUCCUCCUUCAUAGACCUGAGAAAAAAUAAAUAAAAGGAUACGCAUCCCACAGUCCAUCCUGGGUCCCCACACUUUAUUUUUCCUAUUCUAACCCGCCACAAAAAUAAGUUUGUUUGCUUGCUUCAAAUUGCAAUCAAAGUCAGAUGCCAUAGCUCUUGCUUUUUGCCUUUCUUUCCAGCUUUUUUUCAAAGCAGGGUUUGAUGUCAAUGCCCAAAAAAUGCAGGCAGGCCCUUGACAAGUAAAGGGGAAGAAUUGUCAAAGCUAACUCGAUAUGCUCUUCUUUUGUGUCAAUGGUGGGGGUAGUGGACAAUGAUGGAAGCACAUUUGUAGUGGGGCUCUGAUUUUUGGUUAGUGGGUUGUGGACCUGCAAAAAGAGAUGGAUGAGUAUAUAUAAAUUAUAUUAUUAUUAAUUAUUGUAACAGUAUAUUUUCAGAGCAAAGGGAAUUCAGAAGUAGAAGAGCGGAUGAUGGUUGGCUAUUCUAAAAUGCUUCUUGUAAUAAUCCAACA